This is a messenger RNA of Cyphellophora europaea CBS 101466, 2157 nucleotides long. RefSeq lists its product as uncharacterized. The record is from RefSeq and is a predicted model, not a curated record. The coding region runs from base 1 to 2157 and encodes 718 amino acids. Lineage: Eukaryota; Fungi; Ascomycota; Eurotiomycetes; Chaetothyriales; Cyphellophoraceae. The transcript has a single exon.
AUGGCCGAUUUCAACUCCUCCCCGCUCCUUGGGCCUUUCACCGAGCGUAAGCCACAGAUGUCGAUCACCCUCCCUCGCAACUUUGCUCCUACAGACGUUAUCGACCCCAAAACACCAGACCAGACUUUCGCAGAGGCCAGGCUGCCUCCUGCGCCUCAUCACACUACAAUGAAGGUGCGACGUCGCCCAGUCGACCUCAGCAGCUUCACCGCGCAGAACAGCGCGCUUCCUCCUACACUCUUUGCUUCUGACAUUCCGAUACCUUCCAGCGCCAUGCCACUUCAGACUCCCUUUCAGAUGUCGAGUGAUCCCAUCAAUGCCGACACUCCUCUUCCUUCAAUCGAAAUGACUAGCUCCGCUGUCCGCCCAAUCUACCAGCACAGCGUCACCGACCCGUCGCCUAGCGAACGACUUCGUCUGCCCGCAUACCGUGAACAGCCGCCGCGCACGCCACCUGCGCAGACCAAGAAUAUUCCCGCUGAGCUCAACCGCUCAAUUUGGGACAUGAAUCGUGCUGUUUCCGUGUGCUCAGUUCACUCCGACUCGUCCAUAUCUUCCGCUGGGACAUUCACUACGAGACCUACUUCAUUUAGCGGCAGUGCCACAAGCCCUGAUACAGAUGCCAUGGACCCUUUCUCGCCAGGAAAGGUCUACAUCAUUCCAGACACUCCUACUCGUCGUGGAAAGAAGCUCAAGCUCAAGUCCGAAUUCUCCAAAGAAAAGGUUCAGUGGAGUAUUGAAAUGGAUAACCACCUCUUCAACGUUUAUCAGAUCUAUCUGGCUGAUCCUGCCGUGACGCCAUUCAAGACUGUGCCUGGCAGCAUCCCUCCUACUGGGGUAUGUCACAGGGUUUCUCGCCGAGCCAAAGAGACUUGGCCAAAGGCUCGACGAGUAUCGCGUCCGAUUGUUCAACGGUACAAAGUCCGAAGUGUUUUCGAUGGUCGUGGAAGCCCUCUGAGCAGGACUCCCGAACCGGAAGACUUUCUGAGAACCGAUGCCGCCCUUGAGUCGAGGGAGUCUUGGCCGUCCGAGAGCGCGACACGUCGACGCCUCAAGCAGCUGUGUAAGGAAAAGUUCACCAUUUCAGCCCACUACCAGCGCCUUCGUGAGUCGAGAAGCCCCUCGCCAUUUACCAGUCAAUUCGAGCGACGUCCCUCUUCGAGGCUCUCUCGUUCGGUUUCCAGACAGCCGGAAGAGGAAAGACCAGGUGCGGCCUAUGCUACGAGAGAACUUGGCAUAUCUCUGGUGGCUAGUGGCGCGACUGCACCUCUCGCCCAGCUUGUUACCGGCGACUCGCCAGCGAUGGAUGAAAGCGAGGAUUUCUUCAACACUCCUCUGAUUCAGCUUCCUCCGCCAUUACCUCAGCAGGGUCUUGGUAUCAAGGAGGAGGAGGAGCCGGGCAAGUUGGGUGUCGGAAGCAGCAUUCCUCGCCUUGCUUCUCCUUUUGCCUAUUCCACUUGGAAUGGCCACACCCGCACCAGCAAUCCUCACAGACGCCGCAUUUCACAAAAUCAAUUUGACACCAUGCAUGCCACGGGAACUCGACUCCUGUCGCCAUUCAAGCCCGAGCCUGAUGUCUCGCAAAAUGUGAACAAGAGACGUGCUCUGCAUAAUCUUGAAGACGAGCUAAGCCCACAUGGCUCAAAUCUAGGCCCAGAGAUUGCUCCAGCUGCUGAGGGCUCCCAACCUCCGCAGGAACUCAUCUUUACAGGCGCUGGCGAUAUUAGCCAAAGACGCAUUCGAUUGAGAAGUCGAGGUGCUACCCUCGGCGCGGUUAACACUCGCGAGCGAUUUCAAGGUCUUUUUGACCCCCCAGCCAUCCAAACACCCACUCUCGCAGGUGCUACCGAACUCCCGCAGAUGCCCGCGUUGCCUAGCUCACUGACCACUGCCACUGCGAACCGUGGCCAGCCGGCUUCGUCCUCGACCUUGGCCCUACCCGAGCAGGAUGCCUCACAGAAGCGUCUCGGAUCACCCUUCGAGCUUGACCCCAACAAGCGCAGCCUGCGUCAAAUGAUGCCGCGCCAUGCGCCCAGCCUCUCGGAUCCAUUUCUCUCAAACAAUGCAUCUAGCAUCAGCGAGCGCCUUGCUCAGUUCAGCAGUUGGCAUCGCAUGGACUUCCGCCAGAACCGGACCCAUGACGAUCCAUUUGCAUGA